AUGGGCGAACCACAGCCUUCAGACGAAUCACGUUUUCUCGACGACGCAACCGUUCGUACCAUCUCGUACCUCGAGUCUCGUCUACUCCGUCUCGAGCACUUGCUCUACGGCCAUGCCUCGGCAGUACUCGUAAAGAAACCAGCUAUCCCUAGCUUGCAACAGCUAGAACAUCGCUUUGAGAAGCUGCGCCAGCGCGUACGAACUUAUGACGAACUUCUCAAGAUUUAUAAUGCCCAUCCUACUCUCUUCACGACGCGUUCAACCGAGGCCGCCCCUGAUGACUUGUCUCCCGCCGCGCUCGCGCAGAUGGUCCUCGCCUCAUCGACUUUGUAUCCCUCUAUCGCCUCGUCACUAACCUCCAUUGAGGAUACUCCCAUUCCAGAUCCAUCCAUGAGUGCGAGCUUGGUGACAUUGCUCCCCAGGAUGCGCGCCAUAGAAGCUACCCAGAAGGCGCAAUCGGCUGAGAUUGCAGAUCUCAGGGGUCGGAGCGAGCAGGUCGUUCGAAGCUAUUAUGAGCAGAGCGUCGUCGGCUACGGGAAUCGCUUGGCCGGCGUUGAGAAGAGAGUGGAAAAGGUCGAAAGAGGUGUAAGGCGAGCAGAGAGAGCUAGCCAAGAUCUUUGA
Molecule: messenger RNA, 621 nt
Organism: Pestalotiopsis fici W106-1
Lineage: Eukaryota; Fungi; Ascomycota; Sordariomycetes; Amphisphaeriales; Sporocadaceae
Exons: 2
Coding region: 1-621 (206 amino acids)
Biological process (GO): cytoskeleton-dependent cytokinesis
Cellular component (GO): dynactin complex
Source: RefSeq, a predicted model, not a curated record